Messenger RNA from Belonocnema kinseyi, 1128 nucleotides. RefSeq lists its product as uncharacterized. The record is from RefSeq and is a predicted model, not a curated record. NCBI's taxonomy places the organism in Eukaryota, Metazoa, Arthropoda, Insecta, Hymenoptera, Cynipidae. The transcript is spliced from 3 exons. Bases 103 to 858 code for a protein of 251 amino acids.
UAUUAAGAAGAGAAAUGGUAAAGAUAUAUCAGUCCUUGAAAGCACUUCUGACUACCAACAACAAGGCAUCUGGUGCAUAGACUGCAUCUCACGUGACUAGCCAUGAUAACAAUCAUGCUAAUCUCUUUGCUCUCAGUGGCUACAGCCACCCCAGUUACUAUUGCCCAAUAUGGAGGACACUAUUUCAUUCCAUACUAUAAUCAUAUGAAACAAAUGCAAGAACAGAUUCAACAAAUAGAAAGAUCGGAUAAUUACCCUGUUGCGACUGAAAGUGGAGGGUAUGGAAGUGAAUUAACAGGAGGGGAAAAUCAAGAUUUUUCUUCUGAUAAUUCUGCUAGUCAUGUGCAGCCCAGCAGCAGUGGAUUCGAUGGUGGCCACGAGGACUAUUCCUCCUUUGAUUUCAGCAAACUGCAUGGUGGUGAUGAUGGUUCACAUGGGGGUGGUUACAUCGACCAUGGAGAUAAUUAUGUUCAUAGUGUUCCAGUAUCCGAACACGUCGAAGUUACAAAACCAAUUGCCGUUCCAGUUUAUAAAGAUAUUGGUAUACCAGUUCCGCAUCCUGUGAAGAUCAACGUACCACAUCCAGUCGCGGUAGGAGUGGCUCAACCUUACCCUGUUGCAGUUCCUGUAUCAAAACCAAUUCCGAUUCAAAUUGUGAAAACAAUCGCAGUUCCUGUAGAGAAAAAAGUGCCAUAUCCUGUUGAAAAGCAUAUUCCCUACCCAGUAGAGAAAGCUGUGCCUAUCACUAUUGAAAAGCACAUUCCUUACCCAGUAAUUAAGCCCUAUCCAAUCAAAAUCCCAGUUUAUAAGACUAUUUAUCAUCAUGCUAAGGGUCAUAGUCAUGGGCAUAGUCACUAAGAGUAAUGAAUAUGUAGAUUCAGCUUAUGGUAGUAGCUUGCAGAUUAUGACAAAACUUCGAAACUAUUCCGACAUGAUAUUCAAAAAUUCGAAAGAAAGAAAUGUAGACUUAAAAUGAAAUGUUAGUAUUUAAUAACUAUAAUAUUGUUCACUAAAGUCAACAACAUAAUCAUCGAUAGUAUAGGAUCAAAUUUCAGACAAAAAGAUAUUAAAGUUGAUAUAUGGCCAUUUCCUUUUCGGAGAAGCUUAUUCACCGAUCAAACUAUUUUU